AUGUCGAUAGCCUAUCCAAAUCAAUAUGUGAUGUUGCAGCAAUAUCCUCGCAGGCAAAGCAGAGACUAUCUGCUGAAGAAAAAUGGAAAAAUAAAGGUAGCAAGAACGAAAGAACUCAAUGGUUUUCUGAGUUACAGUGAAGUGAUCAAGAAACAAACCUAUACUUACGCAGUUAAAGCAUGGCUAGGAUCACGUGAGACGUUCUUUUCCCCAUCUUUGAAAUAUCUGCAUGGAAAUGAGACUUGUGGAGAUGGGAAGAUUUCUAGAUCGAGCGGAGAAGAAUGUGACGAUGGAAACUUGGUUGAUGGGGAUGGUUGCAGUAAGCAAUGUAAAGUGGAGAAAUACUUUCUCUGUCGAGGUAUUCCAAGUUCCUGUUACUGGUAUAAAGGAGAUGGAGUGUGUGAACAUUUUGAACAAUUUUCUAAUCCUCGUGACUGCGGAUUUCACACUCCUUUGGGUUUCAGAGACCAAUGGGCUUCAGAAGUGAAAACAAAUGAGCCGCAUACCCUUCAAUGCUCUCCUCAAGUAAUUAUAGGUCCUCCGGCGAAACCAGGGAUAUGUGAAGCUUCUCCAAACACCUCCCACUCGUGGUAUCCUUGUGAUGGAGUUAAUAACAAUGAUUUCUGGCUACAAGCGUUAUUUUCAGACACAGUGGUUGCAACAUCAGUGUCCAUUUAUUUUUCUUCUGACGGAAUUUCUGCCAUUAGUCACGAUUCUUCUGAAUUAACAAUAGAACUUUUGGACACCGAAGGAUCCAGUCACUUGAUGGGUAAAUUCUUUUUGUCUUGUGACAGGAAUCCUUUAGAAGUGCCCUGGUUUCAGGACCUGAGCCAGCCUUUCUUCCAUACAAAAGCCGUGAAAAUUAGCUUCGUGAAUUCCAGAAUAGCAGUUAGUGGAAUCCUCUUGCGUUCAUCUAGAUUCCUGGAUCCCAUCGCUCUCUCCCAGUGUUUGCCAAGGCAACUUUAUAGUCCUACGCUACGUAGAUGUGUAGAUUACCUGUGUCAGAAACCACGAUGUCAACAACCUUUGGUAAAGAACGCUUUUUUAAACUGUACGGGCUACGAGGACGGAGAUGUAUGUAGAUGGUAUUGUGAGGAUGGCUACGUUGCUUUUUCUACAGACAAAUCAAUCACUUGCAAUGAUGGAGAAUGGACAGGCGAGCCCAUUCUUUGUAAACCACUAGACUGUGGAUUUCCCAGAAUACCUCACGCUGAUGCAGGGUGUCCUGAAGGAACGACGUUUGGGAAACAGUGUAAUUUCAAAUGUCGACCACCAGCUAGAUUAAAAGGUGACGACGCCCUGUCAGCUGUUAGCUGUUUGAAAACAGGUCAGUGGUCUUCACCGACUAGUGAGUGCCAAGUGACUUGUGUGGCGCCCUCACCUCCAACACAUGCCGUCCUAAUUAGUCAGCAGUGUAAAAUAACUGACAGUUUCCAGUACGGGCAGCGAUGCUGGUAUCGAUGCAAGCUGGGCUAUCAUGUUUCUGGCUAUUCAGAACGAAGCCAAUAUCUGCGGUGUGGUGAUCGAGGAGUGUGGUAUGGGCCACACUGUGUUCCAGAUAGCUGUCCUCCAAUGCACGCUAUGUACUCUGGAGUAUAUAAUUGCACAAAUGGUUUCCUGUACGGCAGUGAGUGUACGUUUUAUUGCCCUAAUAGAAAGCCAACUGUUAGACGCUGUGAAGUGGAUGGAGUAUGGAACGAACCUUUUCCAUUGUGUUCUCCUGGUGGUGGUUUUUGCAAAAAGCCAAAACCUGAACAAAAAGGUGUCGAGUUUCAUUGUGAUGGAGUCAUUAUUGGUGGAGCUUGCAAUGUAUCUUGUCAAACCUAUGACCACCAACUGACGUUAGAGACAGCAGACAAAUAUAUCAAGUUUGAUGAGCAAAAAAUUACAUGUACUGCCCGGCAAAGAUGGUACCCUGAUCCAUCCUCCAUCUUCUGUGUGGAAAAAUGUAAAGAGAUGUUCAUAGGUGACAGCUACUGUGAUGGCAUUAACAACAGAGAACUUUGCCACUGGGAUGGUGGUGACUGUUGUCAAUCCACGGUGAAGGGUCAUGAGGUGAAACCGUUUCCUGCUCACUGUAAAACGGAUUGUCGUUGCUUAGAUCCGAAUGCUGUAGAGAACAACCGAGAUACUGACAAAAAACAGAGUAAAGAAUUUGUAACGAAAAGGCGCUACAGACAUGGAGGGUAACAGCAGCUAUCCUUAUGGUGUCGGGAUUUCAUGUUGGAAACUUUAAGUCACGUUCCUAAGACAAAAUCUCUGUGAGUAAAAAGCUAAUAUACCAGAUAAUAUUGUUUUAAAACUUUGAUCAGAGUAUUGAAAAUACAUUAUCUUAAUUCUGUAAAACAUGAAUAUUUCUUCACUUGAAACUAAUGAGAUUUAGUCACAUAGAGGUUUGAAGGGACUGCAGAUUCGAUAAAAAAUAGAUAUUAAUUGCCAUCAUGUCCAACCGACACAACAGUAACUUAGUCCAUAAGAAAAUUGUUAACACUAACAACUACGGAAAUUAACGACUAUAUA
Limulus polyphemus (Atlantic horseshoe crab) is the source of this 2520-nucleotide messenger RNA. RefSeq names its product pappalysin-1-like. The coding region runs from base 1 to 2190 and encodes 729 amino acids. The transcript is spliced from 10 exons. The record is from RefSeq and is a predicted model, not a curated record. NCBI's taxonomy places the organism in Eukaryota, Metazoa, Arthropoda, Merostomata, Xiphosura, Limulidae.